AUGAAAGCAGAGGUCUCCGAAUCCAUCGAGCUCCAAGCACCCGGUGACACCUGGGCAAAGGUCAGGCGACUGCAGGCUAACAUUGUUGGCAAUUCGCAAGUACACUUUACGUGGCGAGCCGUGGCAGUCGGGCUUGUGUUUGGCACAAUCCUGUGCUUCUCCAACAUGUAUUUCGGGCUGCAGACGGGCUGGAUCUCGAUGAUGAGCCUGCAGUCGUCGCUGGUCGGCUUUGCAGUCUUCAAGGCGCUGGACAAGGUCCUGGACGUCAAAUUCGGGCCUGCCGAGAACGUGGUUCUGCAAACCACAGCUGUUGCUACAGCCACGAUGCCGCUGGCGGCUGGAUUCGUGGGGAUUUUGCCGGCGAUCAAGCAGCUGGAUCCAGACGAGACGCAUGGCGCGCAAACCGAGCUCGGCUACGGCCAACUGUGCGCGUGGGGGCUGGCGCUGACCUUCUUUGGCGUGUUCUUUGCAGUGCCGCUACGCAAACAAACGAUUAUUCGCGAGAAGCUCCGGUUCCCAUCGGGCACUGCAACAGCACAAAUGAUCAGUGCCAUGGCCACGGAUUCAUUGAGACGGAGAGCCAGCUGCGCAACCGCCGCAGCAACAAUCAGACCGCCGGCUUCACCCGAGACCGCCAAUGAUGAGCCCGAGGAGCCAGCAACGCUAAACAAGGUGGUGGUUGAUGUCAAAUGGGUGAUCAAGCUGCUGGUUCUGCUGGCCUCGUUCCUGCUGUCUGGCGCCUAUACGCUGAUUGCUCAUUUCUAUCCGAUCCUGGCCGCCCUGCCCGUAUUUGGCAAAACGCUAAAGAACAAAUGGCUGUGGACGCUGACGCCCUCCCUCAGCUACGCCGGCCAGGGGAUCAUUAUGGGCCUGCCAACGUGCAUCUGGAUGCUGGUCGGCGCCCUGGUCGGCUGGGGCGUUUUGUCGCCGAUUGCCAAGACCGAAGGGUGGGCACCCGGACCGGUCGGUGACUGGAAGAACGGCAGCCGCGGGUGGAUUUUGUGGGUAUCGCUGGCGGUCAUGAUCGCUGAGAGCGUGGUCUCCCUAAGCCUCAUUACUCCACAGCCCGGCGAUGAUGCCGAUGAUGAGGACGUCGACCCACGGUACCUGGUGCCCGGGUGGGUUAUCUGGGGCGGCCUUUUGGCGUCGACUCUGCUGUGCAUGGGCAUUGUCAAGGCAAUCUUCAACAUUCCGAUGUACGAUACGCUAAUUGCUGUCCUUUUGGCGCUGCCCUUGGCUGUGCUCGGUGUGCGCGCACUGGGCGAGACCGACCUGAACCCGGUCUCGGGGAUUGGCAAGGUCUCGCAGGUUAUCUUUGCCGGCGUCAUGCCCGGAAACAUCAUUGGCAAUCUGGUGGCUGGUGGAAUCGCCGAGGCAGGCGCUCAGCAGGCCGGCGAUCUGAUGCAGGAUCUGAAGACCGGGCAUCUGCUGCAUGCAUCGCCGCGAGCGCAGUUUGUUGCCCAGAUGAUCGGCAGCGUGUUCAGUGUGUUUGUUUCCGCCGGCGCUUACAAGCUCUACAACCGUGUCUACGAGAUCCCCGGCCCGCAGUUCCCGGUCCCCACCGGCCAGGUAUGGCUAGACAUGGCGCGCCUAGUCAACGGCCGCCCACUGCCGCCGCACGUCUGGCCGUUCAUUGCUGUGUUCUCUGCCAUCUUUGUUGUGCUGCCCAUUCUGCUACUGCUGAUUACAAAGUCGGGCAAAAGAUCGUGGCAGAUCGGACGCUUUACUCGGUGGUGGCCCAGCGGAAUAGCCUUUGCCAUCGGUAUUUACAACACCCCGAACUUCACGCUUAUGCGCGCGAUCGGCGCAAUUGCGGCUGCAGCGGAGCAGCUGUACCGCAGGAAGAUUGGAAUGCUGGUUAUUAUUCUGGCCAGCGGGUUUGUGCUCGGCGAGGGCACUUUCUCGUUCGGAAUCCUUCUCUUUGAGGCCUUCCUUUAA
Linderina pennispora is the source of this 1938-nucleotide messenger RNA. RefSeq names its product OPT superfamily oligopeptide transporter. Gene Ontology annotation, cellular component: fungal-type vacuole membrane. Gene Ontology annotation, molecular function: oligopeptide transmembrane transporter activity. The record is from RefSeq and is a predicted model, not a curated record. The transcript is spliced from 6 exons. NCBI's taxonomy places the organism in Eukaryota, Fungi, Kickxellomycota, Kickxellomycetes, Kickxellales, Kickxellaceae. The coding region runs from base 1 to 1938 and encodes 645 amino acids.